AUGGUCUUUGCGCUAUUGGAACUUCCGGCUGGUGUGGCUCUCUUCAAAAUAGACGGGGGAAACCAAACGCUAAAAGCACUUCUACAUUUCAAAAACACCGCAGAUGCAUUGGAGACGACGACCCGUAUGGUCAACGGUGAACUUUCGAAACCGGUGCGCAAGUUUCUUAAGAAAAAUUUUUUAGAGAAAGAAAUCACCGAGGAGUUGGCGGUCGCGGACUCUAAGCUAGCCAAGGCCAUUAAGGAGAACCUGUCUAUUUCUUGUCUGCAUGGUGACGACACCCUUCCAACCUUCCGCGCUCUGAAGGCGAACCUUGAUGAACUACUCGAGGGGAUUAACGCCGAGCAGCUCAAGCAGACCGCGCUAGGCUUGGCCCACAACCUAAACCGCUACAAGCUGAAGUUCUCACCAGAUAAGGUCGACAUGAUGGUGGUACAGGCGGUCUCCCUUCUGGAGGAUUUGGACAAAGAAAUUAACAAGUACGCGAUGCGGGCCCGUGAGUGGUAUGGGUGGCACUUCCCCGAGCUCGGCAAAAUCAUCAAAGAUAAUGUGGUUUAUGCCAAAAUUAUGCUUGCCAUGAAGACUCGCUUUAACGCCCGCGACACCGACUUCUCGGAUUUCCUCGAGGAGGAUCUUGAAACAAAGGUGAAGGAUGCUGCGAUGGUGUCUAUGGGCACUGAGAUCGCCGAAGAAGAUAUCGAAAGCAUCUUACGGCUCUGCCAAGAGGUCGUUUUCGCAUCGAAGUACCGAGAGCAGCUUUCGGCGUAUCUUUCUUCUCGAAUGCAAACCAUCGCGCCCAACCUUACGACGAUGGUGGGAGAACAAAUCGGUGCGCGGCUUAUUCAAAAAGCAGGUUCGCUGCUGACGUUAGCAAAAUACCCCUCUUCUACUGUGCAAAUCCUUGGAGCCGAAAAGGCUUUGUUCCGCGCUCUAAAGCAGCGCCAGGCCACACCGAAGUACGGUAUUCUUUACAACGCCUCCGUCGUAGCAAAGGCAAGUCCAGCUCAAAAAGGAACCAUGUCUCGUGUGCUAGCCGCAAAGGCGUCGUUGAGCGCGCGUAUUGAUUCCUUUGGUGAGAGCGAUAACAGUCCAGCCUUGGAAUACCGUUCGAAGGUUGAGAACCGCUUGAAGCAGUUCGAGGAAGGCAUUGCAUUCGGUAAGAGCGGUAAUGCACGCGGUGCGGGUGCUAAUCUUCAAAAGCGCGCCAGUUUUGGUGGUGGUGCAGGGAAUUCUUUCAAGCGACCGCGUGUGGAGAACAGAGGUUUUGUAAGAAACUGA
Molecule: messenger RNA, 1278 nt
Organism: Phytomonas sp. Hart1
Lineage: Eukaryota; Euglenozoa; Kinetoplastea; Trypanosomatida; Trypanosomatidae
Source: the annotation of a GenBank genome assembly